AUGUCUGCAAAUAUUCUAUAUGGGCUUGUAUAUAUGAUUAUACUCUUCUCUUUCAUCACUAUCAUGUUCAUAGUUAUACUACUGCUUUGCUAUUGCAGUGUUCACCCAUCCCUCCAAAUUGGCAACCUCGCAACUGCAGAACAAAAUGCAAUCACCCUCGAACUAGGCCUUGACGAAGCCACUCUAGACAAGUACCCAAAGCUCAUCUAUGCUCAAGCAAAGCUCCACAAGAACAAGGCCAACUCUACUGCAUCAUGCUGCUCAAUAUGCUUGGCUGAUUAUAAAGACACAGACGUGUUGCGGGAUUUACCAGAUUGUGGUCAUCUCUUUCAUCUUGAAUGUGUGGACUCAUGGUUAAAGCUGCAUGCUACAUGUCCUGUGUGUCGGAACUCGCCUCUAGCCAAGCCGGUGCCUUUGGAGGUGUCUCAUUAA
Molecule: messenger RNA, 432 nt
Organism: Quercus lobata
Lineage: Eukaryota; Viridiplantae; Streptophyta; Magnoliopsida; Fagales; Fagaceae
Product: RING-H2 finger protein ATL70-like
Exons: 1
Coding region: 1-432 (143 amino acids)
Source: RefSeq, a predicted model, not a curated record